This is a messenger RNA of Zootermopsis nevadensis, 2265 nucleotides long. Its product is annotated as prenylcysteine oxidase 1. Gene Ontology annotation, molecular function: prenylcysteine oxidase activity. Gene Ontology annotation, biological process: prenylated protein catabolic process; prenylcysteine catabolic process. NCBI's taxonomy places the organism in Eukaryota, Metazoa, Arthropoda, Insecta, Blattodea, Termopsidae. The record is from RefSeq and is a predicted model, not a curated record.
CUAAGUUUAUGACUACAACUAGCAAAGUACCCGUUGAAAUGCAACGGGAAAUCGGGCAUGAACGUAACCAUUGUUUUUUUACAGAUUUGAGAACAUGUUUUGAGCAUGAACCUUUACGACGGUAUUCACGUAUCAAGUUUUUUAUGUAUUAAUUCCGUGUAAAAACUGUAAACAUAUUAUCCUCCACCAUAAAAUCUUUCUCAUUCCUGUAACACAGAUGUUCCCAAAGUGUGGUCCAUGAGCUUUAUCACAUGGCUUGCAGUGCAACUGGUUAACAAAACAAAACAUCUAAAUUUACAAAAGAGUAGCACAGUAAUGUAAAGAACAACAGACAUAAAAAUCAUUAUGUGGUCCACCAAGUUGCUCAGAAAUUUUCAAGGGAUCCAGUAAAACUGUUGUUGGUGGUGGUAUUGGAGGAACAUCAGCCAGCUAUUUUCUUCGUGAACUGUUUGGUCCAAAUGGUGUCCACAUUGAUUUAUUUGAGCCAAACAGAAUUGGUGGAAGAUUAUCGGUGAUUGACGUCAAUGGUCGAGACUAUGAAGUUGGUGGUUCAAUAAUUCAUCCAAGGAACAAAUACAUGGUUGACUUCCUCAAACUUUUUGGACUAAAGAAAAGGCAAUCUAGAAAUUCUAGAUUAGGCCUCUAUAAUGGACGGGAGUUUGUAUUUACCGAGAGCAACUGGGGAAUAAUAACCCUUGCUAAGAUGGUAUGGAGAUAUGGUUAUGGUACAGUGAAAUUGCAGAACUAUAUUGGAGACAUGCUUAAGAAAUUUGAGAGGAUUUAUACACUUCAAGCAAAUGGAAAAUCAUUCUCAUCAGUGUUAGACUUACUGAAUGCAAUGAGUCCUCAGUUUGUAGAUUAUAUGCAUGUAUCAACAAAGGAUGGCUUGAAACAGAAUGGUUUUUCAGAAAAGAUUAUUGAUGAACUAGUCACUGCGACGCUUACAGCCAACUAUGGACAAUCAACAAGUGUUCAUGAGUUUGUUGGUUCAGUUUCUGUAGCAGGGGCUGAUGGUGGGCUUUGGGCAGUACAUGGUGGAAACAAAAUUGUGACGGAGAUGCUUCUGGAACAAUCUGACGCUACACUGAUCAAUGCUAGAGUAACGAAUGUAACCUUACGACCAGAAACUGAAGAUUUUGUAGUAGACUCUGUGCAUGGUAAAAAUUAUACUUCAUCACUGUAUGAUAUUGUGAUAAUAGCUACACCUCUCACUGAAGAUACACAAGCAAACAUUAAAUUUACAAAUUUUCCAAAGAUCUUAAAAUUUCCUGGUAUAUAUCAUAGAACAGUUUGUACUAUAGUUCAUGGAAAACUGAAUGUUACUUAUUUUGGUUUUGAAAAUGAAAAAGAUGCUGUAGAGGAAAUCUUAACUGUAAAACAAGACUUGUUGUUCAGUUCUAUAGGAAGAUUAAAUCCAGUAGAUUACAAACCUAAUGAAGGAGUUUUUGAUGUGUGGAAAGUAUUUUCACAGAAACCAUUAACAGAAGAACAGCUAAAUAACUUGUUUUUGCAUGAAAGGGAUGUAAAAGUUAUUGACUGGUUAGCUUACCCACAAUAUCAUACAAAACAAAGAAAUGAUGAAUUCAUUCUACAUAAAAAUUUAUUUCAUAUUAAUGCUAUUGAAUGGGCAGCUAGCGCCAUGGAAAUGAGUGUUGUUGGUGCAAAAAAUGUAUGUUUAUUAUCUUAUAAAGCAUGGACUGGAAUAGAAGAAACAGAAAAAACAGAAAGUGUGAAGGAAGAAUUAUGAAGUUUUCACAACAGCAGAAAAGUGAUAACUAAAAGUAUUUUUAUGGCUUUAGAAUAAGUUAUGAAACCUCCAAGUUCAACAGAAAUUUUACGGUCAAUUUAAAUGAUUCAUUUAUGUGAGAGGAAGGAUAACAUCCGUAUUAGUAUAAAAAAAUAUGAUUACCGUCUGGAUAUUGCUGACAGAAAAUAUUCGUCUAAGAACAAUUUCCACAGUCAUGUUAGCAUGAUGGUACUGAUGUAUGCCUAGCCGUAUUAGUUGAAACAUCUGUCUAGGAGUGUUCCUCAACCUUUUUACUUCAACAGCGCAUCCUAAUUUGUCAAAGAUAUAAAAUUGGGGUAUGAAACUAUACAUAAAUAUGUAUCAACAUACAAAUACUUGCCCUAUAAGAAUGAAAGCAUAUGAAAGAAUAUUACACAUGUUGAACAAAACUAUCAAUGAUGAAAGUCUGUGUGUGUGUGUGUCUGUAUUAAAAAUUAAACUAUGAAAGAUAAUAUAUUGCAACUUUCCAACUUUUUUUA